Messenger RNA from Ilex paraguariensis (yerba mate), 304 nucleotides. NCBI's taxonomy places the organism in Eukaryota, Viridiplantae, Streptophyta, Magnoliopsida, Aquifoliales, Aquifoliaceae. The record is from the annotation of a GenBank genome assembly.
GUCACGACCCACAUUUUGCACACAGGUCACGACCCACAGCAGCGGGGAGGAGAGAAGCAAAGUUAGUAGAGUUGUUGUGUUGGGGUGUAGGGCUAAAGGGGAGCUAGAGACAACCCUUGAGCAAAAAGCUCAGGUCUUUCAACAAUUGAUAGCCACCACUACUUCGGAGAUCUCUUUACGAGAUCAGCUGAGAUUAAGGAAGAAUGAACUAGUGGAUGUGCAAGUUGAGAACAUGGACUUGACGACCCAACUGGUGCAAUCUCACAAAAGCAUUGCCGAUCUAGAGGACUCCCUUGGUGUAUAA